AUGGAUCUCUCAGAGAAAGGACGCGCCGCCCCUCAAUACGAGGUCCGCGAUGCCAUCAACGACAAGGAGUACCGCGAGUCGGAUCUCAUCGAGGCCGCUAUCGCUACCGGCGAGGAGGAGACCAAGCUCAGCCUUCGCGUCCUCUUCCGCACCCACGGCAAGGCUGCCAUGUGGUCAAUGUUGCUGAGUCUUGCGCUGGUCAUGGAGGGCAUGGAUGUCGGACUAGUCAACAACUUCUUUGGCCAGCAAGCCUACGUUGACCGGUUCGGUUUCUGGGACGCGGCGACACAGAAGAAGUACAUCCCCGCCGACUGGCAAGCCGCCAUCAACAACGGUCAGCAGAUCGGCGCCAUCGCUGGUCUGCUCCUCAACGGCUGGGCGCAGUCCAAAUUUGGGUCUAGGAAGAUGUACAUGUUGGCCAUGGCCAUGCUGGCUGCCUGCAUCUUCGUCCUCGUCUUUGCGCAAAACCUCCCCAUGCUCAUGAUCGGAAACAUGCUCUGUGGUGUCCCAUGGGGUGUCUUCCAGACCCUCACCACUGCCUACGCUGCCGAGAUCUGUCCCGUCGCUAUGCGCGGAUACCUCACGUCCUGGGUCUCCAUGUGCUGGGGAACCGGCUCUUUCCUCGCCGCUCUCGUCCUCCGCGCCUGCCUCGGCCUCCCCGGUGACUGGGCAUGGAAGGUUCCCUACAUGCUCCAGUGGCUCUGGCCCGUCCCCCUCUUCUUUGUCGGCUACUUUGCACCUGAGAGCCCGUGGUGGCUGGUCCGGAUGGAGCGCUACGAAGACGCCGAGAUCGCCCUCACUCGCCUCGCCGCCAAGGACCACUACACUCCGCUCAUGAUGCAACAGCAACUCGCCCUCAUGAAGCACACAAACGAGCGCCAGAAGGUCGACGCCCAAUCCGUCUCGUACAUGGACUGCUUCCGAGGCGUCAACCUCCGCCGGACAGAGAUCGCUUGCAUCGUCUUCGCCAUCCAGGUGUGGUCCGGUCAGGGUAUCUGCGCGUACGCUACCGUCUUCCUCCGGAACGCUGGGAUGGCCGAGACCAUGGCUUUCAACUACUCGAUGGCCAUCCAGUCUACCAACAUCUUCGCAACUGGUAUCGCCAUCUUCCUGAUCGGACGGUACGGACGCCGCUUCUUCUACCUUUAUGGUCUCUCCUCCAUCACUAUCUGGCAGCUCGUCAUCGGUAUCGUCGGCGUCAUCCCCAACCUCGGCAGCUCUACGUCAAUUGCUGUCGCUGCCAUGAUGAUCCUCAUCAACCUGUCUUUCAAGCUCUCACUUGGCCCCGCUUGCUACACCAUCAUUUCCGAGAUCCCCAACACCCGUAUUCGUGCCCACACCAUCGUGCUCGCUCGGUCCACAUACAUUAUCUCGAAUGUCAUCUGCGGUCAGCUCAUCCCUCGUAUGCUCAACGCCGCAACGGCUGCCGCUCCCGGUAACUGGGGCUGGGGUGCCAAGUGCGGUUGGUUCUGGGUCGCCACCUGUAUCCUCUCCCUCACCUACACCUUCUUCCGCAUCCCCGAGACCCGCAACCGAACCUUCCUCGAACUCGACUACAUGUUCCACCAGCGUGUCCCGGCGAGGCAGUUCAGGCGGUACGAGGUCGACAUGUCUGCUCUGGCUGGCGCGAACGACGAGCGCCGCCCUUCCGCUACAGAGUUGGUGGAUGAGAAGAAGGUCGAUGUGGAGCAGCUCGAAGUGGCGCCUGCUCUGGCCAAGUAG
Molecule: messenger RNA, 1722 nt
Organism: Dioszegia hungarica
Lineage: Eukaryota; Fungi; Basidiomycota; Tremellomycetes; Tremellales; Bulleribasidiaceae
Product: maltose permease MAL61
Exons: 7
Coding region: 1-1722 (573 amino acids)
Biological process (GO): carbohydrate transport; transmembrane transport
Cellular component (GO): membrane
Molecular function (GO): carbohydrate:proton symporter activity
Source: RefSeq, a predicted model, not a curated record